GAGGUGCGCACGGGCCGCCACCGCCGCCGCUGCCGAUGAGGUGUGCGCGAGCCCCCCACGCCGGACUUCCUGGAGUACAUGCUCAAGCUCGAGAAGGAAGGCGGCGACGGCAAGGCCACAUCCAACACCGUGGAGUGGGCCAUGGCGGAGCUGAUGCGGAAGCCGCGGCUGCUGGCCAAGGUGCGGGAGGAGCUGGACGCGGUGGUGGGCCGGGACGCCGUCGUGGAGGAGGCGCACCUCCCCCAGCUGCCCUACCUGCACGCGGUGCUCAAGGAGACGCUGCGGCUGCACCCGGCGCUGCCGCUCAUGGUGCCGCACUGCCUCGACGCGGACGCCACCGUCGCCGGCUACUGCGUCCCGGCGGGCAGCCGCGUGCUCAUGGUGAUUUUUUUCUUACUUUUUUGAAAUA
Molecule: messenger RNA, 409 nt
Organism: Panicum virgatum (switchgrass)
Lineage: Eukaryota; Viridiplantae; Streptophyta; Magnoliopsida; Poales; Poaceae
Product: cytochrome P450 76T24-like
Exons: 1
Coding region: 79-405 (108 amino acids)
Molecular function (GO): monooxygenase activity; heme binding; oxidoreductase activity, acting on paired donors, with incorporation or reduction of molecular oxygen
Source: RefSeq, a predicted model, not a curated record